GAAGAAGAAGGGAGAAAGAAAAAGAGAGAGAGAUGGAGAGUAGAGAGGAAACAAGUGUGUGAGAGAUGGAUAGAAAGUGUUAUUGAACAAGCGAGAGAAGUCCUAGCGUGUUUAAAAUCAAGCAUUAGACCAUACAGUUGUGUGUCAUCAACAGGUCAGUGGACGUACCGAGGGGAUUAUGUCCAAACCUUCGUCCAACGUUAAGGCCCUUCAGGCUAAUUUGAACAUCCCGAUGGGAGCUCUGCGUCCAGGGGCGGGACAUCCUGUCAAGAGGAGAGAGGAGACAGUAGACACAGAAGAGGCUCAUUCACCAGACCAGCCCAGCGCUGCUGCCCAGACGCCAGAGGAGAAGAAGGCGUUGCCGGGCGCGGUGAAACUGCCCGGUCCUGCCGUUAACCUAUCAGAGCUGCAGAACGUCAAGAGUGAACUACGAUGGGUCACCAAGGAUUAACAUGAUCCCCAGCCAGGCGGAGAGGAAGGCGAAUAAUCUUCAUAGACACAGACUUGUCCACUGCCACCGAAGACUAAGCAAACCACAAACUAAUCCUAACGUGUUUGGAAACAAUAACAGCUUUCUGUGAAGCCAACGUCUGCAGAAAAUAUUCAGCACUUAACCAAAACCACCAAGAAGCAGGCAUCCAUAAACUCUCUCU
Messenger RNA from Perca flavescens (yellow perch), 653 nucleotides. It is a transcript of the gene smpx, whose product is annotated as small muscle protein X-linked. NCBI's taxonomy places the organism in Eukaryota, Metazoa, Chordata, Actinopteri, Perciformes, Percidae. The transcript has 5 exons. The record is from RefSeq and is a predicted model, not a curated record. Bases 179 to 451 code for a protein of 90 amino acids. Gene Ontology annotation, cellular component: muscle tendon junction; M band; costamere.